AUGGACGUCAUGGUCGACCGUAGAGUUGACGGAACCCUAGGCCAUUGUAUUUAUCGUAAGCCUAUACAUACGGAUCGAUAUCUGCACAAAAUCUGCGAACCAACUGCUAUUGAGAAGGAACUUUCUCACCUCACAAAUGUCUUCCAAGCCAACGGCUUUUCGAAGCAAGAAAUUAAAAGAGCUUUCCACCCCAAAGUGGAAAGACAACCACCUGAAGAAGAACCGGCGAAAUCUACUGCGUACCUCCCCUACGUUGAGGACGUCACCGAAAGAAUUGAAAGACUGCUGAGCGAACACCACAUUAAGACCGUUUUCAAAGCCUACCCAUCGCAUCAGCGACUUUCUACGAUCAGUGAAAGAUGCGAGAGACCUUUGUCCGCUGCAGGAGUUUACAAGAUUCUAUGUUCCUGCGGAUCGGCUUACAUUGGAACAACAAAAAGAAGCGUUAAUACAAGAAUGAAGGAACACCAAAGAAAUUGCCGUCUGGGUCACACUGAGAAAUCAGCAGUCGCGGUACACAUUUUUAGUGAUGGCACCUAUGACAUUAAAUUCAAAGAAACCAAAACACUUUCAAGGACUUCCCGCUAUUAA
This is a messenger RNA of Uloborus diversus, 591 nucleotides long. RefSeq lists its product as uncharacterized. The transcript has a single exon. Bases 1 to 591 code for a protein of 196 amino acids. Lineage: Eukaryota; Metazoa; Arthropoda; Arachnida; Araneae; Uloboridae. The record is from RefSeq and is a predicted model, not a curated record.